UAGAAAAUCCUGGGUUAACAAAGCUCGCCGAUUUGCACAUAACCCGCCUCAUGACACCGGUUUUCCUUCCCCGGUUUCUCUCGCUCAGACACCAGUUGGUCAUUGGACGGGCGUCGUAACGAACCGUCGUAUCGGCGGAGCUCGGGUUUGCCUCGUUUCGCGACCGUAGGUUACGUUUUGAUUACUAAAUCUAGCAUUGAAACAUCUCGGAUAACUGUGCGCGCCGCCUGAAAGGGGAGACUAAUCGCACGCCGAAACCCGGAUCACAGUCAUGAACGCUGAGAGAGAUUAUCAGAUGAUUCGAAAACUGGAGAGGGCGCACUUCUUCAGCACCAGAGAGCAGGAGAUGAUUCUGAGGCUGUAUGAAGAGGAGCGGGAGAUUCUGACGGCCAAGUCCAACACGACCAGCGCCUCCAAACUCCGAGAGGAAGCCUGGCAGAGGAUCGCCGACAAAAUCAAUACGGUGUCAGACAGUGGUUACAAGAGGACAUGGCAACAAGUUAAAAUCAAGCACAAAAAUAUUGUCCAAACAGCGAAGAGAAGACGCGUGGAGGCGAUGAGGAGCCAGGGGGGGUCGGCAACGCCGUCGCUGCACUCGGCCGAGGAGGACGUGCUGCUCCACAAAGACAACAGGCUCCGAGUGGAGGUCCUCGCCGGAGGCUCCUGUAUAGACCCGCUGAUGGGAUCUGACAGUUCAUUCAUCAGCGUGUCCGGACAUCCCAUGCUCCUCCUGCCCGUGACUAAGACGGAACCAGAGAGCUUGAGCGGCGACGAGACGGAUAUGAGCGAUGCACAUUUUGAGGGGGAUUUAAACAGUAGCAGCUUUCAGGAAAUGUCCAACUCAGCAGCAGGUGGCAGAGGUGCAGAGACGCAGACGGAGGACAUCAGGGCCGUUUACUGCUGCUACCUCAGGAAAGAGAUGGAGAACCGUGACCAGCUGAUGGAGUACAGAGCUCUUAAAAUGAGGAAGUUGGAAAAAGAAAUCUUAAUACUCGAUAAGCAGCUCGAGUGACUAUGUAAAAAAGGUUAUUAUUAUAAUAAUAAUAAUAUAAUAUUUAAUAUCCAACUCCACACAGCUCAGAUCUGCAUUCAAACGUCCACAAAAUAUUCAUUUAGCCAGAAAGUGGACUCAAGGCACAGCGAGGUGAAUACAAUAACCAAGGGCUCAUACAUGGUGCUGCCAUAUUACUGUCGGUUUCCAUGGCGAUUCUGUUCUUACAACAUGUUUUAGUCACAGCGAGGCAGAGGCACUUAAAGGUCCGGUGUGUGUGAGAAAUAACGACACAUCGAAUGGCGGAUCCUCUGCUCACAAGUGCAUCAUUAAUACUACAGUGGCCUUCACAUACCGGGGAGGAUUCAGGGACCGUCCACACGGAAACGGGUUUAGGUGAAAUCUGUUAAUGUCUUUUUUUUGGGUGUAGCGUUACAGCGCCACUCACAGUCCUGGCAUAUGCACUACAGCGCUUUGAGUUGUUUUUGGGGUGGGGUUUCUGUGUGGGCGGGGUUUCUGUGUGGGCGGAGACAUUUCCUGAAACGACCGUUCACGCUUGGCUCCGUUUCCGUGUGGGCGUGGCCUUCGUUUGCGCUGUUAGCUGUAAAAACACGGCAGCACAAGACGGCGGCCUCUGUAAACGAAGGGCCUUGCCUGAAAGUACAUAUAAAAUAAAAUCUGCCAUUAAAUUAAUUUCUGCCAUUAAAUCCCUGCAUACGACACUAGCCCUUUAGCACACACACACACACACACACACACAGCAGACUAGUGCUUUUGUAUUAUUCCUCCAUUUAACGACAAGUUAGCCUAAAGGAAGUUGUUUAUAUGUAAAUCCUUUACAGUCAUUGACAGCGUCCAUUGUUUUGUUUUUCAUAAAGUCUCGUCUUUGGCAAAUGUAGCGCACGGGUACAACUGAACUUGUGAAGAUCCUGAACGUUUCUGUGGUAUAACGUAUAGAAUGUGCUUGUGUGAAGUCUAGAAUACACUACUUUGUCCUUAGCAUAUUACUACUGGCAUUACUGCUCUAAGGUAAGACACUAAACAUUUACACUACACAUGCUCCGCUCUUAAUUAUUAGUUUGUCUGUAAACAUGAUUCAAAAAGCACAAUAGUGACCAUCUCUUUAUUUACAUUUUACCAUCAACACUUUAUACUUUAAUCUCUUGGGUUUUUUUUUAAUGUAUGUAUGAAUGUAUAUAUAUUUAUGUAUUAGUGCAGUUGUAAGCUAUUCCAUUAUUGUUUGAAUUUCUCGUCGUUUGUAUGUAUUUAUUAUUAUUUUCGUUUGAACCACCGACAAAACUGAGUCGUUUGUGAGACAUUAAACGAGAUGAUGAUGAUGUGA
This is a messenger RNA of Solea solea (common sole), 2333 nucleotides long. RefSeq lists its product as uncharacterized. The transcript has 7 exons. Lineage: Eukaryota; Metazoa; Chordata; Actinopteri; Pleuronectiformes; Soleidae. The record is from RefSeq and is a predicted model, not a curated record. The coding region runs from base 272 to 1012 and encodes 246 amino acids.